This is a messenger RNA of Symbiodinium necroappetens, 477 nucleotides long. NCBI's taxonomy places the organism in Eukaryota, Dinophyceae, Suessiales, Symbiodiniaceae. The record is from the annotation of a GenBank genome assembly.
AUGUCUGGCAUCGUCCGUUGCUGGGGUUGGGGCGAGUUUGGUCAGCUGGGGGACGGACGAGCGCUGGAUAGCCUGUAUCCUGUGCGUGUUGCCCAAAUCGAACGGGCCGAUGCCAUCUGCUCGGGUGCUCUCCACAGCUGUGCCGUAGAAAGCGGACGGGUGAAAUGUUGGGGUUGGGGUGAGCGCGGGCAGCUGGGCAUGUUCAACGGAACCCGGCGUUCGGAGAAUUCCGCCGUGCCUGUGACUGUAGAGGGGCUCGAGGAUGCUACGGAGGUCGCAUGUGGCUACCAGCAUGCCUGUGCUCUACAUGGGCCAGACAGCAAUCAGACAACUACCUGCUGGGGAGAGGGAGUUGACUUGCAGCUGCAAAGACACGACGAGAUCUGGACAAAGACAGCACGCCGUGUCAUGCGCCUCGAUGAGAUUCUGCAGUUUAGUGGACCCCUCCCGACGGCUCCUAUGAAGUCUGUAUGGUGA